UGCCAGAGAACUGUGCAGUUGGCUUAAUAGUUACUUUAUAGAGAAGUAAAAUGUUGUGCAGGGUGGGGGGAAUUUUACCUUAAGAUGUUCUGCUGAAGGUUUAUGUCCCUUUUUCUUAUUCAGCUAGGUUGAGAAGGGCUGUUGAUCAACUCCUAAUCCAGCUACAGCCUGUACCUUAAAAUCACUCACUCACAUAUGUAACUGAGCCUGGAACAAACACCUUGAGACAGGAAGUUGUUGUUUUCCGGUUUUUGUGUGUGUGUGUUUUUUUUUUUUGAGGAGCAGAGGAAAAUGUGUAGCUUUUACUUUCAUACAUCAAUCCACUUGUUCAAGGCCCAGUUAACGCAGCUUUUAGGCUGGACUCUUGUUAUGCCAAUGGUCUGACCCAUAGCUGAUUCUCCUUUCCUCGUGCAAUGCUUGGGCAGUAUGUAAAGGGAGGGCAUCCAGGCAUGAGGCACUGCACGCUUUCGAAGCCUGUUUGCCUUUUGUGGGCUGCGGCAUCCCUUCCCCCCCCACUACCCCAAUUCUUAAACUGCCUCCACCCGGCCCCAGGCACAGGCAUCGCUGUCUCUCCCUCCCCGAUCCCCGGCAGCGUUAACAACAAACCACACCACAACCUUUAAGGUAUUUCUCCUCAGCCCCUGUCCCUAGAGUACAACUGGGCAGAAGUCACAGCGACGCUACGAGACUUGCCCCAAGUCAGACACGAAGGCCAUAGCUGAGCAGGGAACCGAAGCCAGGGCUCUGCAGGCUACACCAGUCACACAUGCCCCAAUCCCCAUCGCCAAGAACCGGAAGUCACGGCUCCACCGGCUGUCGUGAUGUCACGUGGUCACUUCGCAGCCGUUAGCCGCCCGGUCGGUGUAUACCUCAUUCCCACAGCAGGGAAGCGUUUUGUGGCUAGUCACGUGCUCUGGAGGCGGAGACCGGAAGUGGGCGCCGUGCGGAUGACGUACUCAAAAUGCGCCGCUGCCAAGGCUUCCGGCUCCCAGCCCGCCUCUUGGUGCGCGAGGCAGGUGCCGGGAACAGAGGCGUGGGUGGCGGUUGCCAUGGAGUCGGACGGCAAGGGGGCCUACGUACUGAGUAACCUGGCUGAGGUGGUAGAGCGGAUCCUGAGCUUCCUGCCCACCAAAGCGUUGCUGCGGGCGGCUUGUGUUUGCCGGUUAUGGAGAGAAUGUGCCCGUAGAUUACUGAGAACACAGCAGAGCAUAGCGUGGGUCUCUGCACUUGAGCCUGGCCCAUCUGAUAGUCAUUCACUGGUCCGUGCAUUAGCCGAAGAACUUGAGAAUGUGCAUGUGCUGCCACGAAUAGUGCUCUACAUAGCAGAUGCAGGGACUUUCAUUGGGUAUGAAGAGUGUCACAGACAAAAGAGGGCAAGGAAAAGAAAUAGUAAAGAAACAGCAAUUGCACUAGAAAAGCUGUUGCCAAAACGAUGCCAAGUUUUGGGACUGGUCGCUCCUGGAAUUGUAGUUACUCCAAUGGGCUCAAGCAGCAAUCGACCUAAAGAAAUCGAAGACGGUGAAGCUGGCUUUGCUUUAUUGUUCCCUAAAAUUGAUGGUGUGAAAAUCCAUACCUUCCACUUUUUUAAAGUCUUUGAUGAAAGCAAAUUGACUGAAGCAGGUCUUAAAAAUAAUCCAGAGCUCCGUGUGGUUCUUCUAUUUGUCUACAAUUCUUGGAAGCCGGGAGCUGAUCGGUUUCUUAAUCAGAUAAUCAAUCCUUUAAAUGAAAAAAGUAUCAUCUUGGCUGGGGGGUAUGUGGAGAGCUUGACGUCACUGACCUCUGAGAAUAACACUGAGGCUGGCGAUUCCUAUGGUGUGGUUGGAUUGGCUUUCAGUGGACCCCAGCUACAGAGUGCUGCAGUUUUGUUAGACCAGGAUGUAAUUGAUGAACGGACUGUAGAAGCAGCAAUGCAGCGUCUUAAAGCAGCAAACAUUCCUGAGCACCACACCAUUGGGUUCAUGUUUGCAUGUGUUGGCAGAGGACACCAGUAUUAUAAAACAAAAAGGAAUCUUGAAGCAGAUGCAUUUAGGAAGUUUUUCCCUAAUGUUCCCCUAUUUGGCUUUUUUGGACAUGGAGAAAUAGGAUGUGAUCGAAUAGUCACUGGGAAUUUCAUACUGAGAGAAUGCAAUGACAUAAAGGAUGAUUUACUCCAUGGUUAUACUACAGUUAUGACUCUUAUUCAUCUUGGUUCAACUAAAGCAAACCAAGUUUAAACAUGUUUUUUAAAUACACCAGCUGAGCUACUUUGUUGUUUCCAUUCCAGAGAACUGAAAAAUCUGGAAUGAUGUACAUACAUACUAUAAAAGCACCUUCCAAAAUCUAAAGUAAUCACUUUUGUAUUGUUGUAAAAUCAUGUAGUCAUGAUAGUGUUUAAUGCAGUAGGUAUGGGGACGCUUUGCAUUUUGUGUAAUACUGUGCAAAAGUCAGAACUGCAGGUAAAUGUACAUGUGUUCAAAUUUUACAACAGAAGGAAGCUUUUCUUUCUUUCUCUCAAGGCUAGAAGAGUGCACAAAUGCCAGUGUAGUCUAGUAAAAAUGCUCAACAGUAUAGAGAAGUGAACCAUCAGUAUUUUGAUGUGAUCUCUAGUAUACAUAAAAGCUACUGAUAUGUAUGUGUCCGGUUCCACCUUUACCUGAGUCUUCUCUCAACAGAGAUAUGUACAUUCCAUCCAGAUUUAGAACUGGGCCCUGCCUACAAGCAAUAAUACCUCUUUAUUAGGUCAAAUGAGUGAGAAUAUUUGGGCAAUAAUCAUGAAGUGUGUAUUAAAUAAAAUACAAAAUAUAUGUAAAAGGUACAAUGUCUUCUAUGUUUAGAGAAAAAAGCCAAUUUAAAGGGACACUUAUCAGGUUACAAACUGAGUCCCUUCAAGAACACCUUGGAUUAAAACAAUUUUAAGUAUCUGACAU
This is a messenger RNA of Chelonoidis abingdonii (Abingdon island giant tortoise), 2906 nucleotides long. RefSeq names its product F-box protein 22 (gene FBXO22). Gene Ontology annotation, biological process: positive regulation of proteasomal ubiquitin-dependent protein catabolic process; regulation of skeletal muscle fiber development; protein polyubiquitination. NCBI's taxonomy places the organism in Eukaryota, Metazoa, Chordata, Testudines, Testudinidae. Gene Ontology annotation, molecular function: protein binding. The record is from RefSeq and is a predicted model, not a curated record.